CCUCCUUCUUACCUCCCCCCAGCAAAGGGGUCUUUGUCUUGGGAUGCCUGGAGUUACCCUGUGGCAAGUUGGCCGUGGCAACUUAUCCAGCGAUUUAUCUAGUUGGCCAUGGUGUGAUCAUCUCUAACGUUUGAGGUCUAACGCUUCUCCACCAGAAGAUGCCACAGUUAUCAGCUGGCAUUGCUUACCAGAUCCUUUACCGCUUUGAGAAUGUGCUACACCCUGGCUUUUUAUAGCUUCGGACCCUGUUUCCUUUAAGAAGAAGUUUCAGAGAUUUGCACCCGCCCCCCUGCUCCUGAUGGGAUCUACCCUGGAACAAUUCAAAAAUGGAGCAAAAUCUGGCUGGACCAGAAGCAGGAAGGAGCUCUGAUGCUCUCCAGGUGGAGCUGGGGACUGCUAAGAUGAUGCCAGGAGAGACCAUCCACAUGGGGGAUGCCCGAUGCCUUCACUUCCGGCACUUCCGCUACCCAGAGAUCUGUGGACCCCGAGAGGUGUUCAACCAGCUCCGUGAUCUUUGCUUCCUGUGGCUCCAACCUGAGCAUCGUACAAAGAAUCAGAUUCUGGAUUUGGUGAUCCUGGAGCAGUUCCUCGCUGUCCUUCCUCCAGAGAUGGAGAGCUGGCUUCGAGAAUGUGGGCCGGAAACCAGUUCUCAGGCGGUGGCCCUGGCCGAAGGAUUCCUGCUGAGUAAGGCUGAAGAAAAGGAAGAGCAGCAGGGUCAGGAGAAUUUCCCAGACUUGGCCAAUGAGAUGGAGAAAACUCCUUCGAGCAUCAGACCCAGAACAUUUUUCAGGUGGAUUGUGGAGGAGGAGGAGCCUGAGCAGGUUGCUUCUUGUCAAGGUGAAGGGAUGACACCUGCGAUCCAGUCGUGGUGGCCCCCGUAUGGAAAUGGAAUAGAAACAGCUCAUGAAGAACCACCUCAGGAUCUGGUGACUUUUGAAGAUGUGGCCGUCUACUUCACGGAUGAGGAGUGGGCCUUGCUGGAUCCAGACCAACGAGCCCUCCACGUGGAAGUGAUGGAGGAGAACUGUGGAAAUUUGGCUUUCCUGGCCGGGGACAACCGGAAGGCCAAAACAGAGGAAGAAGUCAAUGGACUGUUUUUAGAGAAGGCUGUGGAUAAGGAAGAGGGAAAGCAGAGCCGGAAGGUGGAAGAGAAAAAAAAAAGGACGACUCCAUCCCCUGUUUUUCGGGAUGCUGCCACCUGUAAAUUCCCAGUUCUAGAAACCAAAUGCAACAGGAAAAGGAGCAGCCAGGGCCUGGCAUGCGGGGAAAGCUUCAGCUGCAAGUUGAGCCUCAAAGCACAUUUGAAAACCCACAAAGAGGAGAAACCCUUUAAGUGUCCCGACUGUGGGAAAUGCUUUUCCCAGAGGAAAGGCCUGAUAAGGCACGAGAGGAUUCACACGGGGGAGAAGCCCUACGCCUGCCUGGAAUGUGGGAAGAGCUUCUGUCAGAGUGCGGCCCUCAUCACCCACCAGCGCAUUCACACUGGGGAGAAGCCGUACACUUGCCUGGAAUGCGGAAAGAGUUUCUGCCAGAAGACCACACUGGUCCGCCACCAGCGAAUCCACACGGGCGAGAAGCCCUACGCGUGCGGGGAGUGCGGGAAAAGUUUCAGCCAUCGGUCGCAACUGACGUCCCACCUGAGAGUCCACACGGGGGAGAGACCGUACAAAUGUUCAGAAUGCGGGAAGAGUUUCAGCCAGAACACAAACCUGACGUUGCACCAACGAACUCACACCGGGGAGAAACCCUUCCGGUGCCUGGAGUGCGGGAGGAGCUUUAGCCACAGCUCGACUCUAAUGGCCCAUCAGAGAACUCACACGGGAGAGAAGCCGUUCACCUGCUUGGACUGCGGGCAGAGUUUUGCCCAAAACGCCAGCCUUAUUUUCCAUCAAAGAACCCACACGGGGGAAAAACCCUACAUGUGUACAGACUGUGGUAAAAGUUUUAGCACCAGCACCAGCCUGACUUCGCACCGCCGGAUUCACACGGGCGAGAAGCCCUACGCGUGUGCUGAGUGCGGGAAGAGUUUCUGCACGAGUACAAAUCUUGUCACCCAUCAGAGGAUCCACACGGGGGAAAAGCCAUUCAAAUGUUCCGAGUGUGGGGAGAACUUCCGUAAAAAAGCCCAUCUUCUGCGCCACCACCUCACGCACACCGGGGAGAAGCCGUACAAAUGCGUGGCAUGUGGGAAGAGCUUUAGCGAGAAAAGGAACCUUAAUUCACAUCAAAGGAUCCACUCGGCGUAUUGGAGUGAGGAUCCUCGCAGCAGCGGUUGGGGGCUGCCUUCCCUAAAUUCAGAUUGUCCUCCCAUUUCACAGGAUGAUGGUUCUUUCCAGAGCCAUUUGCAGCACAAAUCUAAUCCAGAAGGAAAUUUGGAGUGUUCUGCACUCCAUUUCUCAGUGAACAGAUGACAGGAUACAGGGUGGGUGGGGCAGCUCCACCCUCCCUCCCCAGCUUAAUUUUUACGCUUGCACCUCAGCCCACCUGGUACAACCACAGGGUGGGCAGGGCUUAACAUGGGUUUAUUUAGGGGGGUGUAGGGCUUAUAUUAGGUGCAGGCGGGAAAACCGGGCUAGGGCUUGUUUUUGGGGUAGGCCGUAUAUUCGGAGAAACAUGGUAGAAUGCCAGUUUAAAUGUAAAAUAACAAAAUCAGCUUACUUUUCUGUUUUGGAUAAUGGAUCAUGUGAAUUGCUCUUUGUUCUUAUCCAUUUGGCCAGUGAAGGUUCCUCAAAAUACACUAACAGUAGAAGGAAAAAAAGUAGAGUACAAUACACUCAAAUCCAGGCAGUCCUCGGCUUACAAUUAUUCGUUUACUGACCACUCAAAGUUGCGAUGGCACUAAAAACAGUGAUUUAUCAGUCCUCAGGCUUAGUGACCCUGAAGGGUCCCCCUGUCACGUGGUCAAAAUUUAGGAGCUUGGCAACUGCCUGUAUAGUACUCACCAAGGUUUACAGCGGAGUUCCCCAAAUUUUCCAGGUUGGCAGCCCAGAGUGGGAUGAUUUGUGGGAGAGAGAGGCAAACACCUGUAGCUUGUGCGAGUGGGGCUGGGAAUGCCCAUGUGAGUAGGGCUGCAAGCACCCACAAUGACGCUUGUGCAAGUGGGGGGUGUGGGCACCCGUGCUGAUGUUUAUGCGAGUGGCACCACAAGCGUUAGCGAUGAUGCUUGUGAGAGUGGGGCUGUGAGCGUCCCCAACGAUGCUUGCAGAAGUGGGACUACAAGUACCUGCCAUGCUAGUGGCGAUGCCCAUGCAAAUGGGCUUCACUGUGUGAGUAGGGCUGUGUGUGCCCGCAAUGCUGCUUGUGCAAAUGGGGCGACAAAUGCAUGCGAUGAUGCUUGUGUGAGUGGGGCCAUGAGUACCCAUGAAGCUCGUGGCAACACUCGUGUGAAUGGGCUACGAGUGCCUGGGCGAGUGAGGCUGCAUGUGCCAGCAAUGACACUUGUGUGAGUGGAGCUGUAAGCGCCCCUGACGAGUGCAUGAGUGGGGCUGUAAGUAUCCACCAGUGGUGGGAUUCAGCCAGUUCGCACCUAUUCGGGAGAACCGGUUGGUAACUUUCUAAGUAGU
Thamnophis elegans (Western terrestrial garter snake) is the source of this 3563-nucleotide messenger RNA. RefSeq names its product zinc finger protein 436-like. Gene Ontology annotation, molecular function: RNA polymerase II cis-regulatory region sequence-specific DNA binding; DNA-binding transcription factor activity, RNA polymerase II-specific. Gene Ontology annotation, biological process: regulation of transcription by RNA polymerase II. Lineage: Eukaryota; Metazoa; Chordata; Lepidosauria; Squamata; Natricidae. The transcript is spliced from 7 exons. The record is from RefSeq and is a predicted model, not a curated record. Bases 327 to 2411 code for a protein of 694 amino acids.